This is a messenger RNA of Thunnus maccoyii (southern bluefin tuna), 3066 nucleotides long. Its product is annotated as equilibrative nucleoside transporter 1-like. Gene Ontology annotation, molecular function: nucleoside transmembrane transporter activity. The record is from RefSeq and is a predicted model, not a curated record. The transcript is spliced from 13 exons. Gene Ontology annotation, biological process: nucleoside transmembrane transport; uridine transmembrane transport. Gene Ontology annotation, cellular component: plasma membrane. Lineage: Eukaryota; Metazoa; Chordata; Actinopteri; Scombriformes; Scombridae. The coding region runs from base 523 to 1821 and encodes 432 amino acids.
AACAGAUUCUGCUGAAACUGCAGCAGCAGGGAGACACACGAAGAGGAAUCUCAAUGCAAGAGGAAAAGGAUUUUAAGAAGACAGAAAGACUCACAACUAACCCAACUGAAGAAUUUUUAAAAGAACAAAUGAAGAAUGUUCAACAGAAAAACGUUUAACAGAAGAACUGAAGAACAUUCAACCGUAAAACUGAGUUUUCACAAACAAGACUGAAUCUGAUUGUUGUUGAAGUUUAACCAGCAGGAACAAUUUGGACAAAUUUCAGAGAACAUCUGGACAACAUUCAGAGAACAUCUGGACAACAUUCAGAGAACAUCUGGACAAAUUUCAGAGAACAUCUGGACAACAUUCAGAGAACAUCUGGACAACAUUCAGAGAACAUCUGGACAAAUUUCAGAGAACAUCUGGACAACAGUCAGAAAACAUCUGGACAACAUUCAGAGCUAGGGAAGGCCAUUAGGUGAUCAAUUCUUCAAUCCAUCAGUUCUUCGGUUGAUCAGUUGAUCAGUUCUUCACAGGAAAAUGGCCGUCAGCUCACCGAGAGACAAGUAUUGGGGCGUCUGGCUGAUCCUCUUCAUGCUUGGUUUAGGAACGCUGCUACCCUGGAACUUCUUCAUGACUGCAACCAUGUACUUCACCAGCCGUCUGAAGGACUCCUCAUUGGUCAGUACUUCAGCCAAUGAGACAGAGGCAGCAGGUGAGCAGCGCAGCCUCCUGGAGGCCAAAUUCAACAACGUGAUGACGCUGUGCGCCAUGCUGCCGCUGCUCAUCUUCACCUGCCUCAACUCCUUCCUGCACUCACUGAUUCCUCAGAGGCUGCGUGUGAUGGGUGGUCUGCUGGUCAUCAUGGUCGUCUUCAUGGUCACCGCCAUUCUCGUCAAAGUUCCCCUGCAGCCGCUGCCCUUCUUUUCCAUCACCAUGGUGAAGAUCGUCAUCAUCAACUCGUUCGGGGCUGUGCUGCAGGGCAGUCUCUUUGGGAUGGCUGGCUUGCUGCCGGCUUCAUACACGACUCCCAUCAUGAGUGGUCAGGGACUCGGUGGAACGUUUGCAGCCUUCGCCAUGAUCUGCGCCAUCGCAAGUGGUUCAGAGCUGCAGGAUGCUGCAUUUGGUUAUUUCAUCACAGCCUGUGCUGUUAUUUUUCUGUCCAUCCUCUCCUACAUCAUGCUUCCUAAACUGGAAUUUUUCCAGUUUUACCAGGAGAGAAACAGUAAACAGAGAUCAGACGAGAAGAACUCUUUAAAUCUGAAGAACAAAGAGGGAAGAGAUGAGCAGAAUGAUCGUCAGAACGUCUCCAUGCUGAAAAUCUUUAAGAAGGUCUGGCUGUUGGCUCUGUCCGUCUGCUUCACCUUCACCAUCACCAUCGGCACAUUUCCCGCCAUCACUGCCGACACCAAAUCCACCAUAGCUGACAGAGGCUCCUGGGACCUGUACUUCAUCCCGGUCAGCUGUUUCCUGCUCUUUAACCUGUGUGACUGGGGGGGGCGGAGCCUGACAGCUGUCCGUAUGUGGCCAGGGAAGGACAGUCUGCUGCUGCCGCUGGCCAUCGCCGCUCGUAUCGUCUUCGUGCCGCUCUUCAUGUUGUGUAACGUCCAGCCCCGCCUCCACCUACCCGUCUUCUUCCACCAUGACGCCUGGUUCAUCGUCUUCAUGGUGCUGUUUGCCUUCAGCAACGGAUACCUGGCCAGUCUGUGCAUGUGCUACGGCCCAAAGAAGGUUCUUCCUCAUGAAGCAGAAACAGCCGGCGCCAUCAUGGCCUUCUUCUUGUCUCUGGGGUUGGCGCUCGGAGCAGCGCUGUCCUUCCUCUUCAGAGCGUUGGUUUAAACAACUCAUUUAUCACUGGUUUAACUGGAACAUAAUGAGUUCAUCACUGGUUUAACUGGAACAUAAUGAGUUCAUCACUGGUUUAACUGGAACAUAAUGAGUUCAUCACUGGUUUAACUGGAACAUAAUGAGUUCAUCACUGGUUUAACUGGAACAUAACCAGGUUAUUACUGGUUCAACUGGAAAUUAACCGGUUUAUUAUUUAUUUAAUGUUCAUUUGUAUAGGGACAAGUAUAUAGCAUGAACUUAUGCCACAUACCGUAGCAUUUAUAGCCUGAGCUCAUUUGUAAUGCUCGUCCCCAGAUGGGCUUUUAAUAUAAAACUGCACAACACUCAACAAUACAUACAGUAUAGAUACAUUUAAGCACAAAGCACAAACCUCAACAGUACAUAUGCAUACAUUACAACACAAAGCUCUACAAUGAAGUACAUACAAAGCAGCACAAAACACAAACAACUAAAGGGCUCCUUACACUUCCCAGCAGACGCUGAUUGUGUUACUAAGCCAGAAACCCUGAGAGGAACCAUCACCUCACUGAGUACCUGAGCAGCGUGGUUAUUCAGGCAUUAAUAGAUGAGUUUAAGGUUGGUGAAUAGUACGGUCUUGACUUGCUCUACGUGAAAAGAGCCCUGAGAUAACUUUUGUUAUGAUUUCGUGCUAUAUAAAUAAAAUUGAAUUGAAAUAAAAUGUUCAAAACAUUACAUAUUUAAUCUCUUAAGAACAUGGCAGUGCUGUGAUCUUAUUGGUUUCCUGUCCAGAAUUUUAAUUGCUCAAUUAUAAAUCAUUAUAAGAGGCCUGAUAGUUGUAUAUGCUGCUUGUAACCAAGAAGUAAAACAAUGACUUAAAUGUGAAAGAUCAUCAAGUGAAUAAAACUAUUUGCAGCAUGAUGAGGUAAACAGUCUCUAAUGAGUCUAAAUGUGCUCGCCAUUUUAACAUUUCCAUUUAACAUUUCCAUAACUGCUGAGACAGCUGGGUACAGAUUGAUUUGUCAGUUAAUGGAAAAUAAUCUGUUUAUUACUGGUUCAACUGGAAAAUUACCUGUUUAUUGCUGGAAAACAAGCUGGUUUCAAUGGAUAAGAGACAUUUUGUCCUGAUGGUGGCUUAAGACUGACUGCACCAACAUGAGACCUCUGACAGGAAGCACAUGCAUGACAUUAACAGAUACAUGUUGUACAUUAACAUAUAAACAUGUUUUUGUUUUGUUUUUGUAACAAUGCAGUCUCCACAAAAAUAAAGAUUCCUGA